GAAAGUGAAAACUCCUCUUUAGCUGUGAUCAAUCCUGUACGCGCAUCUAGACCCGAGUCAACAGAAGCAGCAUCACCGUCUGUAAAUCUGCCUAAUUUAUCCGAUUGGGUGAGAACAUCUCGACCAAUGUAUGAUAAGAUACCCUGCACUGAUUAUGAUCCUUUAAAGCCGUCAGUAUCAUCAUCAGCAUCAUCCUCGUCAGCAUUUGCACCAGUGGCAACAACAACACUAACAACACCAGGCCAACAAACACAUGAAUCACGUUCACGAUCAUUAGCUGCUCAACAGCGGUCUUUAUUCACUGCUCUCCAUUCGCAUAGAAGACGUCUACCUCUGGGUUUAUGGUGGAAACUUACACAUAAAAAAUUUAAUCAAACUGGUGAAGAGUUUAGAAAUGAGUUGUGGAAAGCUCAGUUUAUUCGACAUCAGAAACGCUUUAGUUUACCAGUGAAUUGUGGACCAGUGAGACGACCGUCAGACACCGUGAAAACAGAGCUACAGUGUAGAUGUCAUCAACCGUUAACUCCAGAGUUAAUACAAGAAAUUCAACGAAAAUUACGCGACACCUCAUGGAUACAAAAACUGAACACUACAGAAAGCGCAGAAGUCAAGUGUUCAACUAUUGCUACCAGUACUGCUGAAAAUGUGCCGGAGAUAUAUCGUCGUGGAAGUGAAGCUAGUCAGUUGACAGCCUGGGAACAACGAUUAAGACAAUAUAGUGACCUGUAUAAUCCUGGAACGCAUACACCAAUCACAUCCACAUUUCAUCAACCUGUUCCUCAAAUAGAAACGGAUGAUGAUGAUGUUGUUGAUGAAGAAGGGAAGCUGAAUUCACUCUAUCCAUACUUCUCCUCUCAAUACACAGAUGAAAUGCUUAUCACGAGUGUAGAAGGUCAAGAUAUGAUGAAUCUUCCAGCUAAUACAAUAGCUGAGUCAGUCACAGUAACAACAGCUAAUACCAGUCCUAAACAACUUGUUCAAUAUAACACACAAUUUCUAUUGGAUUCUGUCAGGGAGGAUAGUUCUCUUCUUCCUGGUUGGAAUGAAUCAUCCUAUGAACCUCACAUGACUAAUACUGCAAAUGUUUCACCUAUUAGUCAAUCAGGAAUUGAAUUGACCGAUUUGAAAACUGAACUUCAUAAGGUAAGUAGAAAAUUAUUGUUUCAGUGUUUUUCACUGAUGGCUAUGUCAGGUGGUCUGUUGAUGUAUUCUUCCUCUGAGGUUUUGCUGCUGUGUAAUGCUAUCAUUCCGGUGACUGCUUCCAUAUCUAUUAAUUAG
Molecule: messenger RNA, 1278 nt
Organism: Trichobilharzia szidati
Lineage: Eukaryota; Metazoa; Platyhelminthes; Trematoda; Strigeidida; Schistosomatidae
Source: the annotation of a GenBank genome assembly